Ruditapes philippinarum (Manila clam) is the source of this 839-nucleotide messenger RNA. RefSeq lists its product as uncharacterized. The coding region runs from base 164 to 727 and encodes 187 amino acids. The record is from RefSeq and is a predicted model, not a curated record. The transcript has 6 exons. NCBI's taxonomy places the organism in Eukaryota, Metazoa, Mollusca, Bivalvia, Venerida, Veneridae. Gene Ontology annotation, cellular component: sarcoglycan complex.
UUAACUUAAAUAUUGUUCUUAGACAAGCAGGUGCCCCGUUAAUUGAUUGAUACUGAACGCACUUUGAUAAUAACUUCCGGUCUGUAGCAGGGAAGCUGGAAACUUUGGAAACUUUAAAUUUCCGACUUUAGGCAAGCAAGUAAAGAGUAGACACUGAAGAAGAAUGGAGAUAGAGAGUAUAUCAGAGUAUGAUUGUGGGGAUGGAAGAUGUAGGGACAUGUUUUGGGAGUUUGUCUACAUUGUAGUUAUCCCAGGGGCAUUGCUAUUUAUUAUAGUCUUCAUAACUAGCGUACUGAUGUGUUGUUCUGCUUGUAAGAGGAAAAAGCCAGACAGCUUGACUGAUGAGACACAGUUGAUUGGUUAUAAUUCAAUUCGUCGAGCAUCUUUGAGUUUGCGCCAGUUAUCACACAAUAGGGACACACCACUGUUGUCUAGCAGAGCAAACAGAGAAGCUCGCACAGCCUCGUUAAAUCUGGAUAGAGACCAACGAUAUAGGCGAGGGGGUAGGGGAACUGCAAGUGCACCUGGAACAUUGCAGAGAGAUAGAGAUCGUCACCAGCGUCACAAUAGAGAUAGACAAUCUGACAUACCACCUCAGUAUAGUACACCUCCCAGGUUUCCUUCAGCAGGGGAAUUAAACACAGGCUCUGGUGUAGAAUAUGCAGAAUUAAACCAUGGAUUGACGGUUGCUGCUGAAGCCAGGCAAGAGAAAAAGCAAAUCUUAUAAUGACUUGAGAGGAUUUGUAUAAUAUAAUACAUGUAUAAAUAUAAUGCUGCAGGACUGUGCAAUACUUGAUGUGUUAUAUGAACUAUGUAGGAAUAGAUUAUUUCUUCUCCUG